Molecule: messenger RNA, 501 nt
Organism: Cryptococcus amylolentus CBS 6039
Lineage: Eukaryota; Fungi; Basidiomycota; Tremellomycetes; Tremellales; Cryptococcaceae
Exons: 3
Coding region: 61-306 (81 amino acids)
Biological process (GO): intracellular iron ion homeostasis
Cellular component (GO): nucleus; cytosol
Molecular function (GO): 2 iron, 2 sulfur cluster binding
Source: RefSeq, a predicted model, not a curated record
AAAGUGAUAAGGGACCAGUGAGUUUGCGGCCUUUUGACACAUCCAACUGCACUCGUCAAGAUGGAAGUGGAUCACGCGAUACCCCCAGUGGAGCUCGCGAUGGAGCACAAGCUGAGAGAAAACCUCGAAAUACAUUACCUCGAGUUUGUGGAUACUUCAGGCAACUGUGGAAUGUCCUAUGCCGUCACUAUCGUCUCGCCCGGGUUUUCAAAAAAGAUUACUCUGCAAAGACAUAAACUUGUCAACCAAAUCCUCAAGGAUGAGAUAGCCCAGCUCCAUGCUUUCUCUCAGGUAAGGGUACAGUAAAUCCCUCAAACCGCCAAGCUGACGAGUCACGCAGAAAACCUUAACGCCAGAGCAAUGGGCAAAGGAACAGUCCAAAUAAGCAGACAGCAGACGACCUUAGACGGAAGACGGCGUGGGCAUUGUGUCAUCAUCUCAGUUAUCACCACCGUAUAGAUCUUCAUCAACUAUGUAUCACUAGCAUAUGAUCAUGCAAUA